AAUGUGAGCGCGUGCUUGGCCAACUCGAAGCAACGACGCACGUCACGGGGUGGCACAAGACGCGGCAUACGUCGUACCCGACGACGGACCUCCCUAGCUACUGCCUUCCUCUGGGUGAGCACUACUGGGUCCAAGACACCCUGAGCGCGCGGCUUUUUCCGUCGAUUCUCUCGCGCUUCCAACUCCCAGCGUCGACGCAGCUCUCCUUUCGCGAUCUCUUUUACGUCAAGUACGAGGCGGCACAGGACGCCCAGCGGGACCUUGCGCUGCACUGCGACGGCUCGGUGCUCUCGUUCAACGUGCUUCUCAACAAACGCACCGACUUUGUGGGCGGCGGCACGUACUUUGCCCCGACGCAGACCACGGUUCACAUCGAGCAAGGCGACGUCGUGGUGCACGGCGGGCGCGUGGUGCACGGCGCGGCGCCUGUCACCGAGGGCAAGCGCCUCAUCCUCGUCGCGUUCCUCAACGUUCGCCCACCUGCCUGCGCACCGUAG
Messenger RNA from Saprolegnia parasitica CBS 223.65, 497 nucleotides. RefSeq lists its product as hypothetical. NCBI's taxonomy places the organism in Eukaryota, Oomycota, Saprolegniomycetes, Saprolegniales, Saprolegniaceae. The transcript is spliced from 3 exons. The record is from RefSeq and is a predicted model, not a curated record. The annotation marks the transcript as partial.